AUGGCGUCGUCGUUGCCCUCGGAGGCCCGUCCUUCCACUCCCCGUGCCGCGUCGUCGUCAAAUGACGACGUGUCGUCCCCCGUAUCCCACCCGCUGCCACCAGCGCAGUCGCGCGAUGCCACAAUUCCGUCUCGCUACUUUCCUCCAGCCAACAGCGGCAACAUCUUAGUCCCCAGCUCGAGCCCCCUAGGCCCAUCCGCCUUGUCGGCGUACGUCCCUUACGGCCAUGCUCGCCCUCAUGACGUGGGCGCCAUCCAAUCCGCCAAGACCCAAUUCCAGGUUACCUGGGACGAUCCACUCACAGCAUCUACUUCAUUCUCAUCCAACAACACUCUCGGUCGUCACCCGCGCGACAGGAACGAUGUGAAUGGAGCGGAGGGCCCUCCACGUAAGCGCCAGAACCGGGGGCACGGGCAACUCAUCGACCUGACGAUGUCGCCCGAUUCUCCCGACGUGCGGGGGCCCGGUAUCAAGAGACGCACAGUACCAACCGCCGGUUCGUCUUCGGAUGACGAUGACUUCUUGCCUGUUGCGGACAGUGCAGCAGGGCCGUCAACAUCCCGAAUCACACGCAAUCGACCCUCACCACCCGUGAUGUCGACGCCGAAUGUCAGUACAUCAUCACCUGGUCCGGACGCAAUGUUCUUGCGCUUCAAAAUCACUAUGCCGACGGAGUCUCCUCAGCGUAUCGAGGCGGCAUGGCGGCAGGCUAACCACGAUGUGAAAAAGGCCACGGCGCUACUCACAGACCCAAACUGGGCGCCGCCGACGCCGCCAUCAGUGACGACGUCCUCUCCAGCUCCACGGCCAGAGGUGGUUGGGCGUGUAAGAGAGGUCGACGAAGCGACGAAAGCCCAGCGACUGGCGGCCAAGGAGACGGGCAAACGGUCAGCGAUCUACGCCAAGCGGCCUGUGACCACCACUGCGCGCGAAACCCAGUUCCUGCACUAUACGCCCCCGCAGCCCAAAGAGCGAGCUGUCUCGUCCCCUGCGCCUCGUGUCAUACCGAGGAGAAAGGCGGCCCGUAAGAUAGUCGAUUCAGACUCCGACGAGAACUACUCUGAAAGCGAUGAUGAUGCAAGUCGGGGUCGGCCAGAUAAUUCGGAGAGGUUCAGGACCAGAGCCCUGGAAUACUUCAAUUCAGCUGCCCCUGAAGCUUUAGCGGAGCUGACUGGCUGCACGCCAGAACAGGCUAACAUCAUCGCGUCUCUGCGGCCGUUUGAGGAUGCUGAUGAGCUCGAAGCGAAGCUCAAGCAAGGCAAGAAGAAGGCUGGGCCCGGGGGAAUCAGUCCGAAGAUGUUUGCGGACUGCGUCAGCACAUUUGAAGGAUAUGGCACCGUCGACUCGAUCCUAGAAGAUUGCGAGGAGACUGGAGUAGACUUGCAGACAGCGAUAUCCUCAUGGGGAGCUACAGACCAGACUGAGGACGGGGCCCUCAGUCUACACGAGAUGAAAGUGUCAUCCGACAAACCGAAGGAUUACCUCGACCGGCAGCCAGAGCUCUUGGCCGAUGGGAUUCAACUGAAGGACUAUCAGCUCCUCGGGGUGAACUGGCUCAAUCUGUUAUACCGACGCAACUUCAGCUGUAUCCUGGCCGAUGAAAUGGGGCUGGGCAAAACAGCGCAAGUCAUCAGUUUUCUUGCGUAUCUGAAAGCGCAAGGAAAUGUCGGACCGCAUCUUAUCGUUGUCCCGUCUUCGACGCUGGAAAAUUGGUGCCGUGAGUUUGCACGAUUUGCACCCUCGAUCGAGGUGCAGACGUACUAUGCCGGGAAAUCGGAGCGACCAGAGCUCAGGGAAACCUUGCUCGAGUCUCAACGAUCCAAAGGCGAUGGUUCCGAAGGCUGGGAUGUCUUGAUCACGACGUACAACCUCGCGGCGCAAGGGGACGAACGCGAUCGCAGAUUCUUCCGAAAGAUUGAAUGGGAUUGUUGCGUCUUCGAUGAGGGACACGUUCUGAAGAACUUUCAGUCCCAGCGGUAUCAGACAUUGCUCAAAUACGAGUCCAAGUGGCGGCUUUUAUUGACGGGCACCCCCCUUCAGAAUAAUCUGCAGGAGCUCGUGUCUCUCAUGAAUUUCAUUCUACCUGGCAAAUUCUCGGAGUCGAUGGAAGCCCUGCGGGCCAUCUUCAAGGUCAGAGGCGACACCAAGGUCUCCUUGUUGUCCCAGGAACGGGUCUCUCGUGCUAAGAAGAUGAUGACACCGUUUGUGCUGCGUAGGAGGAAGGACCAGGUGCUUAAGGAUCUGCCCAAAAAAACCGAGCGUGUCGAAUGGUGCAUGAUGACACCUUUGCAAAAGUCGAUAUAUGCGGAUGCCAUUCAGCGUUCCCGAAAGUUUGUGCUGGAGACAAUCGAGGACGACACAGACGCCGCAGACUCGAAGCCAUCUGGGAAGAAGCGUCCAAAAGCAGCCGCGGCAGUCAAGAAGACGUACCAAGAGAACAGCUCGAAUGUGUUGAUGGAUCUGCGCAAGAGCGCUUUGCAUCCCAUGUUGUUCAGGACCCUGUUUACCGACCGGACUUUGGACGGAAUCACCAAGCAACUGCUUAAGGAGCCGGACUUCAAAAAGCGCGGCGCUCGUUACGAUUAUGUCAAGGAGGACAUGUCCGUGAUGACUGAUGCAGAGCUGCAGCAUUUUUGCGGAACGUACAAAUCCACUCAGAAAUUCCUCCAAGACGAUCAGUCUUAUUUGGAUGCCGGCAAAGUCGAGGCUCUGAUGCGUCUGCUCGCAGAAUUCCGUGAGCAGGGCAGAAAGGUCCUGAUCUUCUCCCAGUUCACUCAAAUCUUGGAUAUUCUCCAAGCAAUCUUGAAGCAGAAGCACAUCCGAUUUCUCGUGCUCACUGGAUCCACCCCAGUCGAUGUGCGCCAGUCGUUGGUCGACGAGUUCUCGGAGACGGAUUCGAUCAAUGUUUUCCUGCUGUCGACUAAAGCCGGUGGCAUGGGCAUCAAUCUUACCGCGGCUUCUGUUGUCAUAAUGUUCGAUCAAGACUUCAACCCUCAUAACGAUCGCCAGGCCCAGGACAGAGCCUAUCGAAUCGGCCAGAAACGCGAUGUAGAUGUCAUCAAACUGAUUUCUCGCGGGACCAUCGAGGAGGACAUGCUUAGAUUGGGAGAGACCAAGUUAGCAUUAGACCAAGCUGUCGGCGGCGCGGCAGCCGAUCCCGACGACAAGAGCACCGACGACAGCGCACCCGAGCGAGAAAUGAAGACGUCCUUGCUGCAGUCUCUCCGAAAGCAGUUUACGGACACGACGGAUGCAUCGAAAGCGGAAGUGACGGAGAUGGACGUCUCCUGA
Messenger RNA from Mycena citricolor, 3291 nucleotides. The record is from the annotation of a GenBank genome assembly. Lineage: Eukaryota; Fungi; Basidiomycota; Agaricomycetes; Agaricales; Mycenaceae.